Molecule: messenger RNA, 3589 nt
Organism: Fukomys damarensis (Damara mole-rat)
Lineage: Eukaryota; Metazoa; Chordata; Mammalia; Rodentia; Bathyergidae
Gene: Usp43
Product: ubiquitin specific peptidase 43
Exons: 15
Biological process (GO): protein deubiquitination
Molecular function (GO): cysteine-type deubiquitinase activity
Source: RefSeq, a predicted model, not a curated record
GUCACCGAGCAGCUGGCGGCGCUGGUGCGCGCGCUCUGGACCCGCGAGUACACGCCCCAACUUUCCGCAGAGUUCAAGAAUGCUGUUUCCAAGUAUGGCUCCCAGUUCCAAGGCAAUUCCCAACACGAUGCCCUGGAAUUCCUGCUCUGGUUACUGGACCGUGUCCACGAGGACUUGGAGGGCUCUUCCCGAGGGCUGGUGUCUGAGAAGCUGUUGCCUGAAGCCAGGAAAACCCCUGAGAACCUUCAGUCCUCAUCAGCUCAGCUUUCUCUAGGUCAGAGCUUUGUACAAAGCCACUUUCAAGCACAAUACAGAUCUUCCUUGACAUGUCCCCACUGCCUGAAACAGAGCAACACCUUUGACCCCUUCCUGUGCGUGUCCCUUCCUAUCCCCUUGCGCCAGACAAGAUUCUUGAGUGUCACAUUGGUCUUCCCCUGUAAGAGUCAGCGGUUCCUGCGGGUAGGCCUGGCCGUGCCAAUCCUGAGCACAGUGGCGGCCCUGAGGAAGAUGGCCGCGAAGGAAGGCGGAGUCCCUGCAGAUGAGGUCAUCUUAGUUGAACUGUAUCCCAAUGGACUCCAGCGGUCUUUCUUUGAUGAAGAGGACUUGAAUACCAUAGCAGAGGGAGAUAAUGUGUAUGCCUUCCAAGUCCCUCCAUCUCCCAGCCUGGGAACACUCUCAGCUCAUGCACCGGGUCUGCCUGUGUCCCCGUGCUUGGCGGCCCGAGAGGGUCAGCGAUUCUCCGUGCCUCUCCACAGUGAGAACAAAGUGCUCAUCCUCUUCUGCAACCUGGUGGGGUCAGGCCAGCAGGCCAGCAGAUUUGGGCCGCCUUUCCUGAUAAGGGAAGACAGAACCAUUUCCUGGGCCCAGCUCCAGCAGUGUAUCCUCAGUGAGGUCCGCUAUCUCAUGAGGAUUGAGGCUCCUGCCCAGAACCAGGGGUCUCUAUUCUCCAUCCGGGUUGUGGGGCUGUCCCUGGCCUGCAGCUACUUGUCCCCACAGGAUAGUCGGCCCCUCUGUCACUGGGCAGUGGACAGGGCUUUGCACCUCAGGAGGCCCGGAGGCCCACCCCAUGUCAAGCUGGCCGUGGAGUGGGACUGUGCCACCAAGGAGUGCCUGUUUGGGAGCCUCCAGGAGGAGCGGGUCCCUGACGCAGACAGUGUGUGGCGGCAGCAGCAGGCACACCAGCAGCACAGCUGUACCCUGGAUGAGUGCUUUCAGUUCUACACCAAGGAGGAGCAGCUGGCCCAGGAUGACGCGUGGAAGUGCCCCCACUGCAAGGUCCUCCAGCAGGGCGUGGUGAAGCUGAGCCUGUGGACACUUCCUGACAUCCUCAUCAUCCACCUCAAAAGGUUCUGUCAGGUUGGGGAGAGAAGGAACAAGCUGUCCACACUCAUCAAGUUUCCACUCUCGGGACUCGACAUGGCUCCCCACGUGUCUCAGAGGAGCACCAGCUGCAAGCCAGGGCCGGGUUCCUGGCCCUCCUGGAAGCAGCCAGCCAGCCUGCCCACCGCCUACCCGCUGGACUUCCUGUACGACUUGUACGCCGUCUGCAACCACCAUGGCAGCCUGCAAGGUGGGCAUUACACAGCUUACUGCCGGAACUCUCUGGAUGGCCAGUGGUACAGCUACGAUGACAGCACAGUGGAACCGAUCCGGGAAGAUGAGGUCAACACCAGAGGGGCAUACAUCCUAUUUUAUCAGAAGCGGAACAGUAUCCCUCCGUGGUCGGCCAGCAGCUCCAUGAGAGGCUCCACCAGCUCCUCCUUGUCUGACCACUGGCUCAUGAGGCUUGGGAGCAAUGGGGGAAACAGCACCCGAGGCAGCCUGCUCUCCUGGAGCUCUGCCCCCUGCCCCUCACUCGCCCGGGUACCCGACUCUCCUCUCUCCACAGACAGCCUCUGCCACCAGGAGAAGGGAGGGUUGGAGCCCAGGCCUCUGGUUCGGAGUGCCUGCCGCAGAAGCAUUAGCAUGAAGGCGCCCACUGCACCUGGAGCCAGGCAGGGGCCCUUCAAGACCAUGCCCCUCCGGUGGUCCUUUGGGCACAGGGAGAAGAGACCCGGUGCAACUGUGGAGUUGGUGGAGUACCUGGAGUCCAGACGCAGACCUCGUCGGUCCACUAGCCAGUCUAUCGUGCCGCUGCUGACCGGCUCUGCCGGUGGGGAUGAGAAGUCAGCGUCUCUCAGGUCAAACAGCACACUCUCUGGUGAAGACAGUGGCCAAGCUAAUGGCAGGGGACCAGUCAGGGUGCCCUGUCCUUCAGGCCCCCCAAACCACUACCCGGCCGCUGGAAACUCUGGUGUUCUGAACAUAACCAGGACAUGGAAGGAAAAUGCAAGUCAGGAUAUCAGGCUUCCCAAAAAGUUUGACCUGCCCCUCACUGUGAUGCCCUCCCUUGGGAAUGAGAAGCCAGCCCGCCCAGAGGGCCAGAAGACCGCCGGCUGGAAGGGAAGCCAGAGCAGCCCACCGUCCCCCUCCGCAGGUUUGUCUAGAAAUUGUCAGGACAGCGACCAAGGUACCUUACCCAAAGUGAGGGCUGCGGUGGAGGACAGGGCCUCUGAGAGGGACAGACUUCCACAGGGGACAUUCACCCUGCUGAGGUCUGUGUUUUUGAAGAAGGAGAACAGGAAGCCGGACAGGGCCCCGGGCUCCCUGGGGAGUGGCCAGCUGAGUCCCUCCGCGGACAAACACGCUCCAGGCUCAUCUCCUGCACUCAAGAUUCCCGAGGGCCUGGCCAGGGGCCUGGGCAGCCACCUCGACAGGGAUGUCCGGUCUGCGCCCAGCUCCCUCCACCUCUCCCGCAAGGCCGGCAGGCCCCCAAGACCCAGUGCCGCGGGCUUCUCACAGAAAAGUGUUCCGGGGGAGAAAACUUCAUAUGGCACCUUGCAGAGGGUAAAAUACCACACUCUUUCCUUAGGGCGAAAGAAAACCUUACCCGAGUCCAGCUUCUGAUGGAGCAUUUCAGUACUGUGUGACGUGGAAGGGAUGGGAAUUUGUAUUGAGUGGCUGUGGGCAGUCUGUGUUCAGAGUGAAUUUUCAGGAAUCUGACCAGCUGUCUUGUAAUCUGUGAAAAAAAAGUUUUUGAUCUUUAUAACUGGAUUCUGAGCCCCUCCUGUCCCAAUAACAACAUCCAAAUACUGUACUUACCUUGUAUUGUUGGAUGCUUUGAUAUAGCCUUGCCACUAGAGGGCGAUGUUGGACCAACAUUACUAUUUCUAGGCAAGAACUGAAUAGCAUUGUGGUCUGAGUGCCCGUGCUAAAAGAAACCAGUGUCAUGUCGAAUAUUGUCACUAGCUUCUCCUUUUUCUUUCUUUGUUUUUAAAUAGUGGACUUACAAGGAAAAUCUUUUCCUUUUAGUGCUCCUGUGCAUAAUUGUAAAAGAUGCCAAAACAAAACCAGAGACAAUAAAAGACAAAAGUGAUUGUUAUGGUAAGAGAAGGUUCUAGGAGAGAUGGAAGAGAAAUGGUUGCUAUUUUAGGAGAGUAUUUAAUAUAUAACAAAGUUACUAUUAAGCUUUAACAAGGUAUUUUAAAAAGAUAGCUAUUUUGAUACCAGAGGAAAACAAGAAGUUUUUAAAAACUAUACGUAUGAGAUC